GCAGCCUAUGAGCGCAUUCAAAUCAAACCCGAGCAUUUGUUUAAUUUGGCCACCGCUUAUUCUACGGCCUGUCAGCGGGAACCCUUUAAUCAGGCGUAGGGGGGGACGCAGCACCGGGGAGAGAGCGAGGGUCGAGCGGGAUCGGGUUUCGUUGCAGCUCUGUACCUUAAUCCUGGAUUUGGAGACUGGAUAACACAAAGGCAGGUACGGAAAAACACAAUAACAGCGGUGGCAUGGGAUUGGUAGCUGGUGGUUGAUGUGAAAGAAGGGGCCUCCUGGGGUGGAGUGAGGAGUAGUUGCAGGUCGUUGGGAUGGGGGGGAGGGGGGUAUAAAUACCUGCAGGAGGAUGCAAAGUCUCCAGGGGGUGACAGAUGCUGACUUACCUGUUGAUCGGAUAGAAGGAAGGGAGCUGGAUGUGAGAUUCGCUCGGAUAUAGAUUUGCGUUUUAAAUUUGGGGGUGGGCGGGGAAAAAAAAGAAAUCGACGUCAGAAUUGAGCAAACCCCCCAAAAAGUUGAGGGUGGACAAAAGUGUAAGAACAUGCAGCAGCCCAUGAACUAGAGACGGUCAGAGUGAAAAUGAAAUAAAGGAUUCGGAAAGGAGGAGAAGCAGGACAAGGCGAUGAUGACUUGAAAAGGGCACGUUAAGAGAGCAGAUCAAGUGGACCGCAUCGGACAACUUGGAAGAGGCCAAAAAUGGCCUCUCAGGCAUUCGGCGGUGACUCUUUCCCGCCUCUGGCAGGAGACUCCCCUCUGCCAAUUUUCAUGCACCACAGCUCUGGCGGCGACUGCCUGCCAAGCACCUCCCACGGCCACAGCAUGGUCUCCGCAGUGUCGUCUGGGCUGUCCCUGGGUCAACCGUCCAAGCGUUCUCAAAUGCAACUCUCCGCAAACUCCCUGGGAAACCCUCUUGGCAACAGUCCCCCCAGCCUCCAUUACCCAGUCACGCCUUGUCAUUACAGCAACCAGCAAGCCACCUAUGGCAUCAUGGCAGCUCAGGAGAUGCUCUCCGCAAGUAUUUCUCAGACUUGUAUCCUGCAAACAUGCGGCGUCCCUCCGCCUAACAUGGUGAGCGCGGCAAACCCGCUGCAAGGUUCGCUGACACCGUGCCUGUACAAGUUUCCAGAUCCCGGUCUAAGCGGCAGCUCCUGCGCGUUAAGUCACGGUUUCUCCUCGCUGCCCUCGGCCCUCCUGCUAACUGACGAGGUCCCUGGGGGCCCCGCUGUGGGCGAGAUGAAAGUUAACAUCCAGAAGAAGAGCAUCCGGGAGCUGGAGGACACCCCCGCUAUGGACUCUCCACAGAUCCAAGAGCUGGAGAUGUUUGCCAAUGAUUUUAAAAUAAGGAGGAUCAAACUUGGCUACACUCAGACCAACGUGGGCGAGGCCCUUGCCGCCGUGCACGGUUCAGAGUUCAGUCAGACCACCAUCUGCCGCUUUGAGAACCUGCAGCUGAGCUUCAAGAACGCCUGCAAACUGAAGGCCAUCCUGGCCAAGUGGUUGAACGAGGCUGAGCUUGCUCGAGCUCUGAACAAUGAUAAAAUAGGAAUAAAUGAGCGAAAGAGAAAGAGGAGAACAACUAUCAGCCUGGGCGCUAAGGAAGCUCUUGAGCACAGCUUUGUGGAAAAAAGUAAACCAUCCUCCCAGGAAAUAGCCCGGAUAGCAAAAGGCCUCCACCUGGAGAAGGAGGUGGUCCGAGUGUGGUUCUGUAAUAGGCGCCAGAGGGAGAAACGGGUCAAAACCAGCCUCAGCUCCUGCUUGGCCAAAAUGAGUACAAACUGCAUCGGGCAGCUGAGUAAAACGCAUCGGCCAAUGAUAUAAAUCAAGGGUGGGUUCUUAAUAUUUCACUUUUAUUUUGACAGUGAGUUCUGUCCGUAACUAAUGUUUUUUUUCCCCCUCACACUAAAGGAGUUGGUGACUGAAGAGAAAAUCCAAAAAAUAAUAAUGAUAUUUUUAUAGAUAAGCACUUUUCUUCAUUAGUAAACACAGGUCAUUGUUUUAGCACGUAUGAAAAGACAUUUUGGUGAAAUGUCAGAAAUAUUGUCAGCUAAAGUUGAUGUUUUUUUUUUUUUUUUAAAUAUUACAUUUGUGUGCAUUUGCAUAAUUCAUAAGUGGUUUAUGCAUGACUAUUUGUGAGUAGAGAUUUGACUAAUUAGCGCUACAGUACGUGUAGUUGUACUACACAACAGAUUAUUUAUUCAGAUGUAAUAUAUUCAAUGCUAAAUUACUGUGUUUUUAAUUCGAAUUUGAGCCAUGCUUAAUAUAUUUUGGGUUGUUGUAAUACGCGUUAGCUUCACAAGUGCCUGCACAGCAAACUUGUAGCUGUCAUUUGCUCACGGGGUGAUGCGAGGUCAUCGCAAUGAAAAAUGAGCUUGCGUGUCAUAUUUGGUGAAAGUCUAAAUUGCAAUUCAUAACCACAGCCCGAAGACCUUUGUGUACCAAAUCGCCAGAAAUUGAUGAUGAACUGCCAUAAAAUCACAUCUUUCAACAGGUUUGCUUGGUGAAGAAUUUAAAAAAAAAAUGUUGCGUGGAUA
Hippocampus comes (tiger tail seahorse) is the source of this 2528-nucleotide messenger RNA. RefSeq names its product POU class 1 homeobox 1 (gene pou1f1). NCBI's taxonomy places the organism in Eukaryota, Metazoa, Chordata, Actinopteri, Syngnathiformes, Syngnathidae. The transcript has 7 exons. Gene Ontology annotation, biological process: regulation of transcription by RNA polymerase II. The record is from RefSeq and is a predicted model, not a curated record. Bases 694 to 1815 code for a protein of 373 amino acids. Gene Ontology annotation, molecular function: DNA-binding transcription factor activity, RNA polymerase II-specific; RNA polymerase II cis-regulatory region sequence-specific DNA binding.